Messenger RNA from Culicoides brevitarsis, 1694 nucleotides. Its product is annotated as b(0,+)-type amino acid transporter 1-like. Bases 122 to 1630 code for a protein of 502 amino acids. The record is from RefSeq and is a predicted model, not a curated record. Gene Ontology annotation, biological process: amino acid transmembrane transport. Lineage: Eukaryota; Metazoa; Arthropoda; Insecta; Diptera; Ceratopogonidae. Gene Ontology annotation, cellular component: membrane. Gene Ontology annotation, molecular function: L-amino acid transmembrane transporter activity. The transcript has 3 exons.
GAAGCUCGGCCAAGUGAGAGUUUCAGUCUUAAUCGAAUUGUGUACGGAUCAUCAACUCAAAAUUGUUUUUUUGACAAAUUUAGCCCUUAAUGGAAUUAUAGUUUGAAACGGAAUAAUAACAAUGGAAAUAGAAGAAACGAAUUUAGAUGGCGACAAUGUAACGGAAAUAAAUGGAAAUGACCCAGUUAAGACAAAAACGGAUGACGGAACUGGUCUGAAAAGGCAUUUGGGGCUUUUAGCGGCCGUGAAUGUGAUUUUGAGUGUUAUGAUCGGUUCCGGUAUUUUCAUCUCCCCAACGCCAGCCUUCAAGUAUGCCGGUUCCAUUGGAUUCUGUCUCAUAAUCUGGGCAGCUUGUGGCUUAGUUUCGUUCCUCGGCGCCCUCUGCUUUGCCGAACUCGGUACUUUAGUUUCCCGCUCCGGUGCCGAUUACGUCUACAUUCUCGAAGGAAUGCGUGGCCUCCACAAAUUCUGGGGCCCUCUUCCUGCCUUCAUCUACUCAUGGGUCGUUGUACUCUUUCUGCGGCCCGUAGCAGUAGCUGUCGUUAUUCUCACCUUUGGCGAGUAUUGCGUGAAUCCGUUUCACCAGAUGUUGUCGUUGUGCGAUGCGGAAAAGCAAUUUGUCAUUCAAAUUGUCGGCUUAAUCGCUCUCGCUGUCAUUACGUGCGUCAACUUCUACAGCGUCAAGUUGUACGUGCAGAUUAGCAAUGUCUUUGGAGUUUGUAAGAUUGUUGCUUGUCUCUUCGUGAUCGGAGGAGGUGCCUAUGAAUUACUUAUCGGGAAUACGAAGAAUUUGUCGGAGCCUUUUAAGGGUACCAAUGGAUCGCCACAUGCGAUAGCUCUGGCUUUUUAUAAUGGGUUAUGGGCUUACGAUGGAUGGUCGAUGGUGACACAAAUCACAGAUGAGAUCAAAGAACCACAGAAAAACAUUCCACGAAGUAUUGCGAUUGCAGUUCCGAUUGUCACGGUACUUUAUGUCUUUAUGAAUCUCGCUUAUAUGACAGCGCUCAGUGCAAGCGAAAUUACGCAAUCGAUCGCUGUGGGAAUUGAUUUUGGAGAAAAAGUGUUGGGAAGUUUCGCUUUCAUCAUUCCAUUGGGAGUCGCUUUGAGUACCUUUUCUUGUGCCAUGUCGAUGCAAUUCGGUGUCACUCGAAUUUGUUACGUUGCCAGUACAGAAGGACACAUGUCGACAGCCUUAUCUUACGUUCAUGCCCGACGACGAACCCCAGCGCCCUCUGUAAUCUUACAAGGAUUCAUAACAGCAAUUUUCAUCAUGACAGGCGACAUUACUUCCCUUAUUGAAGUCUCUUCGUUCAUGAUUUGGUUCUUCUAUGGAUUAUCCUUUACAGCUUUGCUCAUUAUGCGACGCACGAAAAAAGAUAUUCCUCGACCCUACAGAGUACCAACUUUCAUACCGAUUUGCUUGAUUAUCGUAGCUGCCUUUUUAGUCAUCAUGCCGAUCGCGAAUGAGCUCUCAGUGAAAUAUCUCGGGCCAGUUGGAUUUAUUUUGCUUGGAGUUGUUAUUUAUGUACCUUUUGUUUAUCAGAAGAAAAAGCCAAAGUUCAUGGAUCGUCUUACUCGCUGCAUUCAAAUCUUGUAUGAAGUUGUUCCGCCCGACACAAAAUUUGACUAAUAGUUAUUUAAGUGACUCUCAAUUGCGUGGUAAAAAUAUACAAAUUUGCAUAAGAAUUUUUCAA